AUUGCAGUCUGUUUAACAGUCAGGGACGCAUCUAUGAUUGCAUAGCUGAUAUGAACCGCCCAAUUCCCCUGCACAGAUGCUCACCGCAUAGCGCCUGUUUUACAUCUGUAACAAAACCCAACAUGGUCCUGAAUUAUGAUUGUCACGUCUCCAGUCAGCAAUCACCAACCAUAUCACCAAAGUCACUUGUGCAGGGUAGCAUGAAGCUAUAGUCGUGCGAUAGUAGUGCGACUUUACACAAUAGGCGCCGUGACAGGUCUUUCUAUUCGAGGGGAUCGACACGAACAUCACUAGCAAUGCCGAGCUACCUAACGUCACACGAAGACGAGCAUCCCAUUCGAAGACUUUGGCACAUCACAUGAUGAGAGGAAGAGUGGGAAAUUCCACAUGGUUCAGGGCCCGACAGCCUGGAUGAUGCAGGCAACACACACAAUUGGGCCUCAAAGUGCCCCCCACUGACUAGACUACAUCGUCUAUGCCGUUAGUUGAGUGAUUGAAGAGUAUCGUCACCAAUCGCCGGGUCAAUGGUUGUUGGUUUGACCCCGCAGAUCCAGGAACGUGUGAGUCGGACAAGACCUCUCUUGUGACGGCGAAAAGCAAGGAUCGCCCCGCCCCGCUUGGGACCCUUCAACGGCAGAAACGAGACAACCACAGAGAAGCUUAAAGCGAGAAAACAUUGCAGUGCAUCCCGGCAUCUAGGAUUCCAGAGCCAGCGAUAGGUUAUGGAUGUGGGUAUUGGUGGUUGGUAGUGAGAGCUAUUGGCCAAUCAGACAAUGGCACACUAUAUCGCUCAGCGGUUAGCCAUCCAACCACAGCUCGGAGAUGGCCUCGUCACACUUGGGCCCUCACAUAUCGCCUGCAACCACUCUGUUGCCAUCACCAAGGGUAUCGAGCUAUUCUCAGACGUAUUCUCAUGCAUUCGGCCGCUAUUCGACGACCGCCAGUUGACUGGCGUUGUCUGCUCAGCGACUCAGCGUCCAGCCCUGGAUAGCUCAGCGGCUAACGCAGAGUGAUAGACGAUCAUGACCCAGCCCGCUAUAUACCCCGUUGAGACCGCAAGUUCCCUCUUCCGUGCAUGAUGUUCUUCUCUAGUGUUUCGUCUCAUCGUGUUCAGGAGGUCACAUCGCACAAGCUGGCUCCUCCAUAAAGAAUAAGUGUCUCGCCUUGACCUCGUUUCCCACGAUGCUUCUCGAGGGUGCUCGCUACUCACUACAACUCGGUCUACUUCUGCCUCUGUCACUCAUUACAACAGCUCAGCCUGAGCCUGUUCUAUCUUCGAUACUCCAAGCCCGGGACACAGAUAAGCCUUUACCAGGAGGACCAAUUGACACAACCUAUCUGCCAGCCCAGAUUGGUGGUAUAAUCGGAGCAUACGCUGUAUCAUUGGUGCUGGUCGCCAUAACACUGCUUGCCCUAUCAAAGAAGCGACGCGAACAUAUUGCAGCUGGACUUGACGAGGUCGACUUUGAAGUCCGGAAAGAUAUCGUCAGUCCCGACUUUCCUCCAACAGCUGUACCUACAUCUCUGAAUAUCAUCACGGACACCGAAUUUGUCAAACCGAGCUUCCAGGACUCGCACGAAGGAAAUCCAUACAUCUAUCCAUCGCCGGCUUCAAGUAUUGGAGCCCCCGGAACUAAUCCUUUUGUCGAUCCCCGUGUUGUGGCAGUAGACAGACUCAUGGCUCAAUCUCAGCUUGAAGACAUGUACAAGCAUGUCCUGGAGCAUGAGGAUGCAAAGAAGCGAGGAGUUGUUUACGAUGUUCCUCUUCCUCCCACUGCUCACCACCAACCACGCCCUUCAGCCUCGGCUUCCGUACUCUCUCUGAAAUCUUCGACAUCCUCGCCAUCGAAGAAGGAGAGGAGCAAGCCAGCAACACUCAACCUUUCUGCUUCUCGCGAGGAGAAGAGCCAGUCAAGGACCUCCUCAUUUCUCUCAGCGCUACGAUCACCAAAGAAGAAGCAGAUGAAGGGCAUGAGCAUCUCAUCGCCUCUCAUGACCCCUCAAUCGGGUGAAUUUCCUCGCUAUGAAGGACAGGAGAUGAGCGCGAUUCCUCCCCGGCAUUAUGCUCCGGCUGCUCCUCCUCCGGUCCCUACUAAUCAGGUCCCGUAUGGUUCACCGGCCCUGCCGCCAAAGACCCAUGCGUCGCUUCCGACCCCGGACAUCUCGCCCGAGAGUGUUUUGAGCAUCGAUGAACGUAUCGGAAGUCAACUUCCUUAUCCUGGCCACGCCCGUACCGUAUCGCAUGCACCCAGCGAGCGUGAUCCUGAGUCAGCAACUUCGGAACACUCUCAAGCACCACUGGUCGGCCUGCCAUCGUCUCCCAAGCCCGGUUCAAGGUUCCCGUCUCUUCCCGCGUCACCCAAGCCUGGCCAGACAUUCCACCGUGCCAACGCACCUUCAGCUGUGCGAACUGGUGGUUCUCUGCCAUUGCGUGCCUACGAGCCUGCCAUGGUUUCACCAAAUACCAUUGCGCAGACUACCAAACAGACUGUGUUCGAGAGGAAAGGACCACUAUCACCAAGCGGAGCAAUGACUCCGCAUACAGCUGGUGCAGUGCCUUAUUCGCCUUAUCAGCCCUUCACGCCAUGCAUGCCUGUGACACCUUCGCUUGUAACCAGGGAGGAUCGGAAGAGAAUGAAACGCAUGGUACCUAAGACACCGACAUUGGAGAUGGUUCAGAGUUCGGAUGACGUUUGGUAAACGAAAUGAUUGGAGUUUAUGAUUAUUUAAAGGGGCCUACAUUGCAUUGUUUCCUUUGAUGUCGUUGAUAUCAAGACAUAGGGGUCUUCUUAGUUGGGGUUUACAGUAUUUGGUUAGAGCUGGCCCAUGGGCUUGCGGGGAUGUAGUAACGGCCGCAAGGACCAGAACAUUGCUAUUUGCAUAAAAUAUUCACCUGUAUAUCAUUUGUUUCUACCAAAUCGACUUACUUUAUGAGUUUACGUUGUUUUCGAACCUGUAGCGUCACACAACAGACGCGGUGUUUUCCAUCUAAUGUUACGCAGGCGCUAAUAUCUAGUAUCAACUCUACGAUCUCAAGAUCUUGAAUCGCCAAUCGGAACAAUUAACAAGAUGCAUGUGAUGAUACUUAAAAAGCAACAAGCGUUAAAACUAGAGGGUAACGCAAGGUUGAUCGUUUGAUCAUCGGGAUGGAUUGGGGAUAGUUAGGAGGAGGAUUUAAUAUUGAGAUCAGGAUCAUUUGGUGGCGGCGGGGACCAUCUGGGAAGCGAGGAUAGUGGCUCAGGAGCUGAAAGCUGAGUCCAAGACAUGCAAGAAUAGCCUGCGUUGUGUAACCCGAACUGAUCUUCCGUUCAACGCGGAUUGGCAGGGCGUCAAUAGUUCGGUAUCUGUAUGUAGCUAUCCGUCGCACAGUACCUGAGAGGGUUGCACCAGACGGGACAUGACAGAUUCGAGGGAUUGAUAUCCAGGUUGUUUCGGAUUCUUCACAAUGCA
Messenger RNA from Fusarium odoratissimum NRRL 54006, 3450 nucleotides. RefSeq lists its product as uncharacterized. Lineage: Eukaryota; Fungi; Ascomycota; Sordariomycetes; Hypocreales; Nectriaceae. The transcript has a single exon. The record is from RefSeq and is a predicted model, not a curated record. Bases 1183 to 2700 code for a protein of 505 amino acids.